CUCACGAUUAAAAGACCCCACUCCAACACUGCGACCCUGAACAGGAUACAAAAUGACCUCGAGCAUCGACCGGGAUGAUAGCAGUAUCUUUGAUGGGUUAAUGGAAGAAGAUGAAAAGGACAAAGCAAAACGCGUGUCCCGUAACAAAUCUGAGAAGAAACGCAGAGACCAGUUCAAUGUCCUCAUCAAAGAGCUGGGUACCAUGUUGCCGGGCAACACCCGGAAGAUGGACAAGUCUACUAUUUUGCAGAAGAGCAUCGACUUUCUGCACAAACACAAAGAAAUCGCUGCUCAGUCAGAGUCAACUGAGAUCAGACAAGACUGGAAACCUCCUUUUCUUAGUAAUGAAGAGUUCACUCAGCUGAUGUUAGAGGCAUUAGAUGGAUUCUUUCUUGCAAUUAUGACUGAUGGGAAUAUAAUCUACGCCUCCGAGAGUGUGACGUCCUUACUAGAGCACUUACCUUCUGAUCUCGUGGAUCAGAACCUGUUAAACUUCCUGCCAAUGGGGGAGCAUUCAGAUGUCUACAAGGCUCUGUCCUCUCAUAUCAUGGAGGGGGAGACACUGACGCCCGAAUAUCUGAAAACAAAAAAUCAGCUAGAGUUCUGUUGCCACAUGCUCCGAGGGACCAUCGACCCCAAAGAGCCUCCUGUGUACGAAUAUGUCAAGUUCAUUGGAAACUUCAAGUCCCUGAAUAAUGUGCCUAACUGUACCAGAAACGGUUUUGAAGGAGUGAUCCAGCGAUCGCUUCACUCUGCCUUUGAAGACAGAGUGUGUCUCAUAGCAACAGUGCGGCUAGCCAAACCACAGUUUAUCAAGGAGAUGUGCACUGUAGAAGAGCCUAAUGAGGAAUUCACCUCCAGACAUAGUUUAGAGUGGAAAUUUCUCUUCUUGGACCACAGAGCUCCACCCAUCAUAGGUUACCUCCCAUUUGAGGUCCUGGGCACAUCAGGAUAUGACUACUACCAUGUAGAUGACCUGGACACUCUGGCCAAAUGCCAUGAACACUUAAUGCAGUACGGCAAAGGAAAGUCCUGCUACUACAGAUUCCUCACCAAAGGGCAGCAGUGGAUUUGGCUUCAGACCCACUACUACAUCACCUAUCACCAGUGGAACUCCAGACCUGAGUUUAUAGUCUGCACACACACUGUUGUAAGUUACGGUGAAGUAAGAGCCGAACAGCGCAGAGAGCUUGGAAUAGAAGACUCACCGCCUGAGAUCACAGCAGACAAGUCCCAGGACUCCGGCUCCGAGUCCCAGCUCAACACUUCCAGCCUGAAGGAGGUUCUGGAGCGCUUCAACCACAGCCGGACACCCUCUGCCUCGUCACGCAGCUCACGCAAAUCCUCCCACACGGCUGUGUCUGACCCAGCCUCGUCACAGAUGAAGAUUCAGGGAGAUAGGAGUACACCAGGUCGUCAGUCCGUCUCUGCUGUGGAGAUGACAUCACAACGGAGAUCAUCUAUCAGCAGUCAGCAUUCAAUGAGCUCCCAAAACACAGGACAGAACACGGCUUCAUCCAUGGUUUCGCAGCAGCAGCAGCCUCAACAGCAGCAGCAGCAGCAACAGCCAAUAGUGCAGUUCUCCAACCAGAUAGAUGCCAUGCAACACCUGAAAGACCAGCUCGAGCAGAGGACCAGGAUGAUCGAGGCCAACAUUCAGCGGCAGCAGGAUGAGCUGCGGCAGAUUCAGGACGAGCUGCAGAGGGUGCAGGGACAGAGCCUGCAGAUGUUCUUGCAGAAAGGAGCCGGAGGAAUAAAUCUCAGCACUGUUCAGAUGGCCCAGGGGAACGCUGUGCAGCAGGGGGGGACGCUCAGCAUGCAGGGCCAGGUGGUCUCUGCAGGGCCUCUACAGAACAGCAUACAGCAACAACAUGCUGUCCAGCCACAACCCCAGCAACAAACACUCUUGCGGGAACAGAGCACGGCACUCUCACAGUCUCAACGGUCGUCUCUCACUCUACAGCCUCAACAAAAUUCACUGCCGGCGUCUCUCUACAACACAAUGAUGAUCCCUCAGCAAAGCCCUGCUAACGUGGUCCAGAUUGCCACUAGCCUGGCCCAGAACACUGGUCCCAACACUCCUGCUGUGGCGACAUUUGCACAAGACCGUGGUGCUCAGAUUAGGUUUCCCGCUGCUCCUCAGCUGCUUACCAAGCUAGUGACAGGACAGAUGGCAUGCGGGGCAGUCAUGGUCCCCACAACCAUGUUUAUGGGCCAAGUGGUGACGGCCUUCGCUCCUCAGCAGGGCCAAACCCAGACCAUCAGCAUUUCUCAGCAGCCACCGCAGCAGCAACAGCAGCAGCAACAGCAACAGCAGCAACAACAACAGCAGCAGCAGGAGCAGCAGGUACAGACGCAGUCACAAGUCACAACCAUGCAGCCAGGGCAGGCUCCACUGGCCCAGCAGCAGACACAGUUCCUACAGGCUCCACGGCUGCUUCAUGGAAACCAGUCCACCCAGUUGAUCCUGCAGGCAGCGUUCCCUCUGCAGCAGCAGGGUACCUUCACUGCCACAACCCAGCAGCAGCAGCAACAGUUACAACAGCAGCAACAGUUACAACAGCAACAACAGUUACAACAGCAGCAACAGUUACAACAACAUCAACAGCAGCAGAAGCAGUUGCAACAGCAGAAACAGCAACUUCAGCAACAGCAACUAGCUCCUCACAGAGCAGAUAGUCUGUCUGAGCGCUCUGCUUCACAGCCACAGUAG
Messenger RNA from Scomber japonicus (chub mackerel), 2713 nucleotides. RefSeq names its product clock circadian regulator a (gene clocka). NCBI's taxonomy places the organism in Eukaryota, Metazoa, Chordata, Actinopteri, Scombriformes, Scombridae. The record is from RefSeq and is a predicted model, not a curated record. Gene Ontology annotation, cellular component: nucleus; cytoplasm; CLOCK-BMAL transcription complex. Gene Ontology annotation, molecular function: protein dimerization activity; DNA-binding transcription factor activity, RNA polymerase II-specific; E-box binding. Gene Ontology annotation, biological process: regulation of transcription by RNA polymerase II; circadian regulation of gene expression. The coding region runs from base 53 to 2713 and encodes 886 amino acids. The transcript is spliced from 20 exons.